AUGGUCGAAAAAUUCAAACUCGAAAACACAACAAUACCAAUAACAACAACAACAACAAUACUCGCCCACCUCCUCAUCAUACCUCUUCUUCCUCUUCCUCUGCCUAUUCUUCUUCCCCGUCAUCUUCUUCUCCAUCUCCUUCCCGUCGCCCCACUCGUUGUCCCUAGACUGGCAGGGUGAGUCCGCUCACUCUAGCAGCCUGGAAUGUUUGUUCUCUUCUAGACAAUCCGAGGAGCAAUCGACGGAACGGAGGACAGCGCUAGUGGCCCGAAAACUGGCGCACUACAAGGUGGACACCGCCGCACUCAGCGAGACUCGUUUCUCCGAACAAGUCCAACUGAAGGAGGUGGGUGCCGGCUACACCUUCUUCUGUUAA
Molecule: messenger RNA, 376 nt
Organism: Spirometra erinaceieuropaei
Lineage: Eukaryota; Metazoa; Platyhelminthes; Cestoda; Diphyllobothriidea; Diphyllobothriidae
Source: the annotation of a GenBank genome assembly